Anneissia japonica is the source of this 2451-nucleotide messenger RNA. RefSeq names its product tripartite motif-containing protein 2-like. The transcript is spliced from 2 exons. Gene Ontology annotation, cellular component: nucleoplasm; chromatin. The coding region runs from base 133 to 2052 and encodes 639 amino acids. Gene Ontology annotation, biological process: positive regulation of DNA-templated transcription. The record is from RefSeq and is a predicted model, not a curated record. Lineage: Eukaryota; Metazoa; Echinodermata; Crinoidea; Comatulida; Comatulidae. Gene Ontology annotation, molecular function: ubiquitin-protein transferase activity; zinc ion binding; protein binding.
UAUACAAAAUAGGAGAUAGGAGCCAUGACUUAGGGUCAUCAGACUAUAUUUGCAUAACAUUAUUAUUUAUCUAGUCCAAAUGAUAAUAAUUAUAUUAACUAUUAUUUAUAUUUCACAGGAUAUCAAUUCAAGAUGGCUACCAGUAAGUUGAAUCAGUUUCUGGAACAUGUUGAUGAGAAGGUCUUUGAGUGUACAAUCUGCUUUAAGAGACUUCAAAAUCCAAAAUCCCUCAACUGCCUCCAUAGUUUCUGUUUGGCAUGCCUGGAAGAUUGGGUUAAGGAGAAGGGUAAGCUGACUUGCCCAACUUGCUCAAAAUCAUAUCCCAUUCCAAAAAGAGGGCUUGAGAUGCUUCCACCAAAUACCUUUCUAAAUAACUUAUUAGAAACUAUCGAACAAUUUUCACAGAGUGAUCACAUAAAAUGUAGUGUUUGUGAAAUGGAAAGACAAGUAAAAUACUACUGCCAGGAUUGCAGACAGUACUUGUGCUCUACUUGUAGUGAUCAACAUAAGAAGUUUAAAGCCAUGGCAAAUCACAAGUUACAUAUAAUGGAGGAUGUGCAAUCAAUGAGCCCCUCUGAGAUGACUUUGUUACAUCCGCCUCUGUGUUCACAUCACAGUAAACCUUUGGAGUUCUACUGCACAGAUUGUAAAACUCCAAUCUGUGUGAACUGUACAAUUAUGGACCACAAGGAAUGGGAAGGAAAACACAAACCAGUCAACAUUUCAGACGCAUUCCAAACAUUUAAAAAAACUUCAGCCACCUUGGAAAAAUCUGCCCAACACUUCAUAAACAAAUUAGAAGGUGGUCUCAAUGCUGUUAUCCACAAUGCUACAAAAUUACAACAAAAUAAAGACACAUGUUUAAUAGAUAUAGACAAUCAUGUAGAAGAAAUAUUCAAAAAAGUAAAAGAGAAUAGAGACAAAAUUAAAAAUGAAGUAGAGACAAUCUAUAAAAGAAAAAAGAAGGUAAAUGAUGUACAAAUGGAUGAAUUUAAAGCAAUAUUAUCCGAUAUAAAAACAAAACUGUCUUUUCUUAAUCAAUUAUUGAAGAGUGAUGAAGGCACUGCAAUGCAGUUAAGUGAAACAGUAAUUACAGCACUCAUGGACAGAAUAAAUGAAUUACCAAAAACAGAGCCAGAUGAUAAUGGAGAAAUUUACUACUUCAUAAACAAACAGCAAAUGACUUCAUUGAGGCAAUGUGCUAUAGGGACUGUAAAAGAUUUUAGGGCAGCAGACUGUUUAACACUAAAAGGAGAGGAAUCAGUGAGCAAAGAUCAGACAAUUAUAGUCAAAAUAGUCAAAACAGAUGAACAUGAAAUAUAUGCUAAUCAACUGAAGGCAACAUGGACACAGCCUACAGGGGAAACCAACAUCUCUCAAGUUCAGGAAGAUGACAAUGGAGAUUAUUUUGUAACAGAAAAAUGCACAAGUCCAGGAGUUUGUAAACUAGAUGUGAGUGCUGAUGAUGAACCAGUUAACCAAUCACCAAUGACAAUCAAAGUAGAAGAGGGAAGAUUAGUAAAUACUAUUCAUAUAAAUGCAAAAUAUAUUAUAGAUGUAGUUAAGUGUGAAGAUGGCUCCUUACUGCUUUCAUCAGGUGGGUUCAGAGACUGUGUGUACAUGUUUGACAUGAAUAAUGGCAAGACCAUCAAAAAAAUAGGGUCACAAGGUACAAAAGAAGGUCAAAUGAGUAAUGUCAUUGAUGUUACUCUUACUAACCAAGGACACCUUCUUGUAUUGGAGUAUGGCAACAGUAGAUUACAAUUAUUUAAUAAUGAGGGAAGGUUCAUAAAAGUCCUUGUUGAAGCGGGUGAUGAGGAUGGUGAGGUAAAUUCUCCAAGUGCAGUAGUAGUUGAUGAGGAUGACAACAUCAUUAUAUCAAGUGAACGCAAACUACAGCUAUUCAGUAGUGAUGGAAAUUUCAUAAAAAGAAUUGAUAAAUCAAAAGAUGGAAUCAACAAUCCAUGGGGAUUAUCCAUUAUUUCAUAUCAUCCAAGGAGACUUGCAGUAGCAAAUACUGGUGACAAAACAGUCAAAAUAUUCAAUUAUUAAAUAUUGACAGUCCACUUGCUUCACUUGUGUGUUUUCAACAAUUCAAAUUUAUAAGUGUAGGAAUAUCUACAUAUCCAUUAUUUCAUAUCAUCUACAUAGAGUUAAGUUAUGGAUCUUAAACUUAAAAUAAUUAUUAAAUACAAAAGUUGGCAUAAUGAUUAUAAACCUGUUAAACAAUAAUACAAUAAUCUGCAAACCUCAGUUGUUUUCAGUGUAGUUCUCAUCAAAUUUGAAUCACACACUAUUGAUCUUAUGAUUUUAUAUUUUUGUAGUGUAAGUUUUUAAUCAUACAGUAUAAUGCAUAUACAUGUUAUUUUCUUGCAUAUUGAUUUUACUUUUCAAUCUAUUGGGGCAUUUUUUGUAAUCUAUCAACUUGUAUCUCUUUGAUUUUCAUAAAUU